AUGUCAGACUAUGCCUCGUACAUGAACAUCAAAAGUUCUCAAGAAGCUCGUUACUGCAAUCUACGGAAGCCAAGGAGAGUGGAGGGGGACAAAGGGGUCCUGGGGAGGGGCGCCAUGGGGUCCCUGCGGGGGUCUCCUCCUCCUCUCCCCGCUCCUUCCCCCCGGCUGGAGGGACAAUCCGGUUCUUGCAGGUCUGCGGGGGAGGGAUCACCAGUUUCCUUCGAGGAGGUGGCCAUGUUCUUCACUGUGGAGGAAUGGGCUCUGCUGGAUCCAGGCCAAAGAAAACUCUACCGGGAAGUUAUGGAGGAAAAUUACAAGACCGUGGGCUCUGUGGGGAACUACACUUCCCAGAAAAUCUUGCGAGCACCAGAGAGAUUCACCCAGGGGGUGGUUUUUCCUGGAGGAGGAGAAGGAAAAAGAUGGGAUGUGGAAUUCCCCAGGGCCUCUCUUCUUUCUUGUUUCCCCCGGCGGGAGGGAGAAUUUGGCUCCUGCACCUUUGCAGGAAAGUCCUCUCCCUCUAAAUCCAGCAUGUACAUUCCCUUGCUCUUCCUGCCCAUUGUCGCAGCAAUUCCAUUUACAGAAGGGAAGGAGAUGGUGAGGGAGAAGGAAUCUUCAAGGGUGGUCGCGGGAAAAGAUGGAGAUCUGCAUGAGGAAGCGAAAUCUGGGGAUCAAGCCCAAAGGGUUCACAGAGGGGAGAAGCCCUAUCAAUGCCUCGAGUGUGGAAAGUACUUCCAUAGGAAUGGCGACCUAACUAAACAUCAUCGACUUCACAGAGGGGAGAAGCCAUAUAUGUGCCUGGAGUGUGGAAAGUGCUUCUCUUACAGUACCCACCUAACUCGACAUCAAAGGGUUCACGCAGGGGAGAAACCAUAUAAAUGCCUGGAGUGUAAAAAGUACUUCUCUUGCAAUGACAGCCUAACUAAACAUCAAAGGGUUCACACAGAGGAGAAGCCAUAUAAAUGCCUCGAGUGUGGAAAGUGCUUCUCUCAGAGUGGCCAGCUAACUCAACAUCACAGGGUUCACACAGGGGAGAAGCCAUAUAAAUGCCAGGUGUGUGGAAAGUGCUUCUCUUGGAGUACCAGCCUAACUCAACAUCAAAGGGCUCACACAAGGGAGAAGCCAUAUAAAUGCCAGGUGUGUGGAAAGUGCUUCUCUCUCAGUACCCACUUAACUCGACAUCAAAGGGUCCACACAGGGGAGAAGCCAUAUAAAUGCCAGGUGUGUGGAGAGAGCUUUUCUCAGAAUGGCCACCUAACUCAACAUCAAAGGGUUCACACAGGGGAGAAGCCAUAUAAAUGCCUGGAGUGUGGAAAGUGCUUCUCUUAUAGUAGUGCCCUAACUCAACAUCAAAGGGUUCACACAGGGGAGAAGCCAUAUAAAUGCCUGGAGUGUGGAAAGUGCUUCUCUUAUAGUAGUGCCCUAACUCAACAUCAAAGGGUUCACACAGGGGAGAAGCCGUAUAAAUGCCUGGAGUGUGGAAAGUGCUUCUCUUAUAGUAGUGCCCUAACUAAUCAUCACAGGAGGCAGAAACCAUAUAAAUGCUUGGAGUGUGGAAAGUGCUUCCUUCGCAGUACCCACCUAACUCGACAUCAAAGAGUUCACACGGGGGAGAAGCCAUAUAAAUGUCUACAGUGUGGAAAGUUCUUCUCUUGGAGUAGCGACCUAACUCAACAUCAGAGGGUUCACACAGGGGAGAAGCCAUUUAAAUGCCUGGUGUGUGGAAAGUGCUUUUCUCAGAGUAGCCCCCUAACUAUACAUCAAAGGGCUCACACAGGGGAGAAGCCAUAUAAAUGCCAGGUGUGUGGAAAGUGCUUCUCUUGGAAAGGCAAACUAACUGUACAUCAAAGAGUUCACACGGGGGAGAAGCCAUAUAAAUGCCUGGAUUGUGGAAAAUCCUUCUCUCAGAAUGGCUCACUAACUACGCAUCAAAGACUUCACACAGGGGAGAAGCCAUAUAACUGCCAGGCGUGUGGAAAGUGCUUUUCUCAGAAAGGCGACCUAACUCAACAUCAAAGGGUACACACAGAGGAGAAGCCAUAUAAAUGCCUGGAGUGUGGAAAGUGCUUCUCUCAGAAAGGUGACCUAACUCAACAUCAAAGGGUUCACACAGAGGAGAAGCCAUAUAAAUGUCUAGAGUGUGAAAAGUGCUUCUCUUGGAGUACCCAUCUAACUCAACAUCAAAGGGCUCACACAGGGCAGAAACUAUAUAAAUGCUUGGAGUGUGGAAAGUGCUUCCUUCGGAGUACCCACCUAACUCGACAUCAAAGAGUUCGCACGAGGGAGAAGCCAUAUAAAUGCAUGGAGUGUGGAAAAUCCUUCUCUCAGAAUGGCUCACUAACUACGCAUCAAAGGCUUCACACAGGGGAGAAGCCAUAUAACUGCCAGGUGUGUGGAAAGUGCUUUUCUCAGAAAGGCGACCUAACUCAACAUCAAAGGGUUCACACAGGGGAGAAGCCAUAUAAAUGCCUGGAGUGUGGAAAGUGCUUCUCUUGGAGUGAGAAGGAUGAUGAGGAGUUGGAACGCCUGGCAGAACAUCAGUCACCAGCAAGAUGGCCAGCAAACUUUGGGAACAGGAGGAGGCGUGUGGUGCUUCUUGCUGAUGUAGCCAAUCAGAUGCUACGCCAGUGUGAGUGGGAGGAGGAGAAUGCCUCUCAGCACCAUCAGGAGAUGCUGUUGGCCCCUCAGGAGGAGUCCCGUGAUCAAAAGGCUUUUCUCCUUCUCUCCAAAGUGUUGGAAAAAUUGCGUCUGCAUCAGGAUUUCAAACGUCUGGGCACUGGGGGCUUGGAGACUGGCAGGGGCACUCUGGCCGAUGAAAGCUGA
This is a messenger RNA of Euleptes europaea (tarantolino), 2820 nucleotides long. Its product is annotated as zinc finger protein 420-like. Gene Ontology annotation, cellular component: nucleus. Gene Ontology annotation, biological process: regulation of transcription by RNA polymerase II. The record is from RefSeq and is a predicted model, not a curated record. Gene Ontology annotation, molecular function: DNA-binding transcription activator activity, RNA polymerase II-specific; RNA polymerase II cis-regulatory region sequence-specific DNA binding. NCBI's taxonomy places the organism in Eukaryota, Metazoa, Chordata, Lepidosauria, Squamata, Sphaerodactylidae. The transcript has 11 exons. Bases 1 to 2820 code for a protein of 939 amino acids.